CAGAGUCUGACCUGGUUUACUGCUACUGCUGCCAUCGCAUCCUGAUCCAACUAACGAACUUUGAGAAAGCUCUCAAAACGAAAUGGAUAAAACUACUGCUGCACCCUUCUAUAACAUCGACACCACAGAUGUAUCUGGUGCAAAUGGCUCUUCUUAUGAAGUCAGCAAUGACUAUGACUAUGAUGAGUAUGCUGAGCUGAGAAAGUCUCUCCACAUCAUGUCUCUCAUUAUUUACUGCCUGGUCUUUGUUCUUGGUGUGCUCGGCAAUGGAGUGGUUAUCUGGGUGACCAGGUUCAAGAUGAAGAAAACAGUUAGUACAGUUUGGUUCCUCAAUCUCGCUGUGGCUGACAUCCUCUUCAUAGGAUUUCUGCCCCUGAGUGUGACCUACACAGCUAUGGAUUUCCACUGGCCUUUUGGCAGAUUUAUGUGUAAACUUCACAGCACUGUAAGCUUCUUGAACAUGUUUGCCAGUGUCUACAUUCUGGUGGUGAUCAGUGUGGACAGAUGUGUGUCUGUGGUUUGGCCCGUCUGGGCCCAGAACCACCGAAGUGUCCGUAAGGCAUCCUUUGUGUGUCUGGGUGUUUGGAUACUGGCUCUGAUUCUUAGCACUCCGUACUUCAUCUUCAGGGACAUUGGGCCGUCAUAUUACAAUGACGACAUCAUCCACUGCUUAUACAAUUUUGCUUUUUCUGACGACUAUAAAACACCAUCUGUGAUUCAGCUGCGACAGCUUCGUCAUCAGGCCAUGAUCAUCACUGUCCUCCUCCUGGGGUUCGUUGUACCCUUCACUGUUAUUCUGUCCUGUUAUGUUGUGAUAAUCCAUAGAUUCAGAAGAAACCACACUCUGGUCAGAUGGUCAAGUCGGCCCUUUAAGAUCAUCCCUGCAGUUAUCACCACUUUUUUCCUGUGCUUUGCUCCUUUUCACAUCAUGGCUGUAAUUGAGUUGGUAAAUCACAUGGCUAAUCAUGCAAGUGAAACAUUACACAAUGUUGUCGCUAUUGGGACUCCUAUAGCAAAGAGUGUGGCCUGUCUCAACAGUUCCUUGAACCCACUGCUGUAUGUGUUCAUGGGCCAGAAUUUCAAAGACAACAUAAAUAAAUCCAUCCUGAAUGUUUUGGAGACUGUCUUCCAGGAUAAUGUUUCUUAUACCUACAAAAAGUCUACGGUCACCAGUCGAAGCCAUGCGGCUGUAUGA
Plectropomus leopardus (leopard coralgrouper) is the source of this 1195-nucleotide messenger RNA. RefSeq names its product chemerin-like receptor 1. Gene Ontology annotation, molecular function: G protein-coupled receptor activity; complement receptor activity. The record is from RefSeq and is a predicted model, not a curated record. Gene Ontology annotation, biological process: phospholipase C-activating G protein-coupled receptor signaling pathway; inflammatory response; positive regulation of cytosolic calcium ion concentration. Gene Ontology annotation, cellular component: plasma membrane. Lineage: Eukaryota; Metazoa; Chordata; Actinopteri; Perciformes; Serranidae.